Saccoglossus kowalevskii is the source of this 903-nucleotide messenger RNA. RefSeq lists its product as uncharacterized. Lineage: Eukaryota; Metazoa; Hemichordata; Enteropneusta; Harrimaniidae. The record is from RefSeq and is a predicted model, not a curated record.
CGUUAGUACACUCGUCAACACGGGAUAUCACGAAGAUCCGGAUCGUACUUGUCUGCGUCGUCCGAUCACGUCGUGAUUGUCGUGCACCGACGAAAACCAUAAUGCCUCAUUGUCAAAAAAUAAUAUGACAAGUCAGCUGAAAUUAUUAUUGAAUCAGUCCAGUCGCUGUGUAAAUUCCUAAUUCUGUCGGGGCAAAUGAAAGGGCGACUGUGCGACAUACUAUCUAGUCGAAUUUUAAUCACGACUGGACUAAGCAAAUCCGUAAAUAUUCUGAGAAGGAAAGUUAUGCAGUCGUUCACCAUGGGUGACUCAAUAAAACAGUGUAACUCCGAAAGCAAGUCGAACAGCGAUGUUGAUAUCAGUAAUUGUCAAAAGAAACCGAAAGACGAAGAAAAAGAACUAUUUUGGAAGAUUCACGAAGAAGCCUGCAAGAAAAACCAAGCGACGUAUACAGACCCUAAAACUGGUUACACAGUAUUUACAAGAGUUGCACACCUCAAUAGAGGUACUUGCUGUGGUAGUGGAUGUCGUCAUUGUCCGUAUGAACACGUCAAUGUCAAAAAGUAACGAAUAAAUCCUGUUCAGCUGUCACAUGACAUGAUAAUUUCCAUCCCACCAUCUAUCCAACUGAUGGACAGGAUGUGCAGAAAAAAUUUUUGCUGUGAGUGUUUUGGGGAUUAAAUUUAAAUGCAUGGUAUAUCAGCCAAGAGGCAUGUAAUACAAGUAUUAUAUUGUUUGACAAAUAUCUCACACACUCGCGUAUUAUUUUAAUAUCAUUUUUCGUAACAAAUCUGUCACUUAUUUAUUUCUAUGCAUUUUGUACAUUAUUACAAGCGAAAUUCCAAUUCUCAGUUCAAGCAUAAUUCUUAUAUUUGCCCACAAUAGUCCUUACUCAGUCUGAUC